AUGAUGAAAUCAAGAACAGACCUUAUUUCUAAACUCAAUAACUAUGGUAAUCUUAUAGAAAACGGAAACUAUAAAGAAGCAGAUGCAGAAUCUGAAUCUUUAUUAGAUUACAUCAUGGGAUAUCAUUUUUACACUUUAUUAGGAAAAUAUUUCAAAUUAAAAUCAAAAAUCGAUGAAAAUGCAAACCAAUCCGAUAAAAUUUUAUUAGACUAUUUAAUUUUAUUAUCUAAAAGAGUUAAUUUAUCAAAUGCAAGCGAUUUUGCAAAUAAACUUACUUUACUUUUAACUUCAGAUCAACAAAUUUCAUUAAAAAUACCUACAAGAUUAAGUGGAAUAGUACCAAUUGAUAUAAAAUUGAAUUAUCAUCAAGAUGAUAUUUACUCGGGUUCAAAUGCCUUUCUUUACAUAAAUAUAUGGUCGGAUUUGCCAUAUGAUUUAACAUGCUGCAAAUUAGAAAUCGAAUUUACUCAUAAUAGAGGCCCUGCAACGUCAUUAGUUAUAAAUAACAUUGACAUUUUAUCAAAGCAGCUAAACAAGCAAGUUGCAACAAGUAUCAUCCCACAUAGAGUUUCAUCUCAAAAAGUUUCGAAAAUUCUAUUAACAAUUGAAGGAAAAACAAUCGAAUUUGAAAUACAACGCCAAGUUUCGAUCAAAGUACUUCCAGAUCCUAAUGCUUGCAAGAUAGAAGUCCAAAAGCCAAACAGAUCUUUAAUUGGAGUUCAAAUUCCAGUGAAUAUUACUUUCAAAGCUCCAUAUACAGAACUUAUUGACAUACAGCCAACAUUUCAAUGCACAAACAACUUUCCUCCAAUCAUUGAAGGCGAUUUCCUUCCAUUUAACAUGAAGGUUGGAGAAUCUGUAACAAAACUCUUUUAUUUUGAGUCAAAUACACCAGUAUUUACAACAGUUGUAAUGAAUGUUGUAUUCCAAACCGAAAUUUCCGGCGAAACAAAGAUAAAACACGUAAUUAAUUUUGAUUUUAUCAGUCCUUUCAUUGUCAAACCAUUUUUGUUCGAUUCCAACUAUCAGGAACAAAGAAAUCCGAAAUUAUCAAACGAUACAACCUAUCUUUUGGAGACUUCUCUGCUUAAUGAUCUUCAAGAUAAUAUUUUAAUCGAAAAGAUCGAAGAUUGCCAAGCAACUGACCUCCCAUGCCUACUAGAACCAGGUGAGCGAUAUACAUUUACAGUUAUUCAAAAGCCAGGACCGGCAAACAGAAAAAUUCAUUUUGUAUCAAAAGAUGAAAAGAUUGUCUUCUUUUUGAAGAUGCAACCAUUUGCAGAACUCGUUCGCAAGACACAUUACAACUUCAAAUCUCCAACAGAAGCAAUAAUUAACACAAAAUUUAAUUGUGUUAUAGAAAUCGACAAAACGCAGGACACAGAAAAAGCCUGCGGUAUAAUUCAUAUAAUUGUCGAUAAAAGCUCUCAAUUUGCUGAAAUUGGACCUUCUGAAGUAAAUACUGUUGUUUGGUCAUCAAAAGUGACUCAAAUUCCAAUCACAUUCAUUCCUAUGGUAGCUGGAUCAUAUAUCUUACCUAAGAUAACAAUAAUUGACGAAACUUCCGUUCCACAAGAGUUUAUUAGGUCAAUCAUCGUCAAUUACCAAUGA
Messenger RNA from Trichomonas vaginalis G3, 1611 nucleotides. RefSeq names its product gryzun golgi trafficking family. Bases 1 to 1611 code for a protein of 536 amino acids. NCBI's taxonomy places the organism in Eukaryota, Parabasalia, Trichomonadida, Trichomonadidae. The transcript has a single exon. The record is from RefSeq and is a predicted model, not a curated record.